UGUACCUGCCUAAUUUGUUUUGUAAAAACAUUGUUUUAAAAUUUGAGCAAAUAACGAAUGUUUGGUCCAGUGUCAUUACGUUAUAUAUAUUAGACGAUUAGAAGCUAUUAAGAACAUAUAAUCAUUUAUUUCUAUGAACUCAAAAAGCGAAACUGACGAAGCUUCAAGGGGGAGCGAAGCAUCAUCGUCGAAUAAUAGUGCGACCCCAAAUAAUUCCAAGGAUCAUUCGUCAGUAGGUUUAUGCGCCGGUUCAGGCUCGAGCAAUCCUCACAUUAUGAAACGUGCGGCUGCGAGACAAUUGAUUGAGAGAUAUUUUUACCAGUUGCUAGAUGGUUGCGGCAACCCUAACUGUGACAACAAAUAUUGUGCUUCAAGCGGAGAGGCAAGAAAUUUAACACCAAAUGAAGCAGCAGCGGAGGCAAUCAAACUUUUCUAUAAAGAAGCUCAAUUGUGUGACACUCUUCCUAACAAAGUUCCGAGGACAGAAGCAAGUACAUGUGAUUCCAGCGCUAGCACAAAAAAUUCUAACGUAAAAGACAAAUCUAGCGGAGAAAAUAAGGAAUCUGAUUCGGCGUCGUGUAGCGUAUCUGCAUAUAACAAGGCAGAUAAACCUGAAACUAGUCAUAAUAUAUCGCACGGGGAAAGUGAAAAGGUUAUUUAUGAUAAUGGUUCUGUGUUAACUGAAGAACGUAUAUACGAAUUAUGUGACGAGUGCCUUCAAACGAAAAAUCCUGAACCUUUAAUAAGAGUGUUAGGUGAAGCUUUUACACAACCCACAAUAUUAUCAAAAUGUUUUCAAAGGAAAGUCAAUCAAAGUGACACUGGAAAUGCUGAGAAAAAAAAAUUAGGCAAAGAAUCAAAAGCAAUGUGUUCGAGUGAUCCAGAUAAAGAUGUGGACAGUGUAAUGGGACCUGGGUUAGAUGUAGCAUCAUGUCAACGAGCAUUGCAAUACCUUACCAAAGUGCCAUCAGAAUACUAUAGCUCAGCGUUUGUGAUAGCACUAACAACGCUAGCAGAAAACAUAGAAAUUGAUCUCCGAAUAGCAAAAAAAAUGAGCAUGGAAGAUGUAGUUCACUGCUUUGUAAUAGCAUUUGAAGUGCCCGAUUUGGGUUGCAAUGACUAUUUGGAAAUUGCAUUGCCAGCUCUGUGCCAUGCCGCUCAACAUUUGUCAAUUAAAGCUCAAGCUAAAUUAGCACGUCUGUGGGGACAACACUGCAAAGAAAGCCUCCGUCAUAUUUUGGAAACCAUUCAGCAGUUAAUCACAUUAAGAGUUAUAUCAACGAAUUAUUCUCGAAAUUUCCAAGUUCAAGAUGACGAUAGUGUGACUAUGGCUACGAAACUAAUGAAGAUAGUUUAUUACGCAAACAUGUUAGCUGGAGUGAUAGAACCAAAUUUACGAGAAGAGCCAAUAGUGUUAACGAAUCAGUUAGAUCCUUUGGGUGACGCUCUGGAUCAUUUGUAUCCCUUGUCAUCGAUGAAAAAUUUUAAAGGAACACAGCAAGAUGAUCCCUUGGCUACGGAAUUAGAUAUAAAUGUAUUAGACGUUAGGAAACCUUAUUUGCCAUUUGAGGAAUUCUACAAUGAACCUCUUAGUGAUACUAUAGAAAUGGAUAUUGAUUUAGCUAAUUGUAAAACUGAACUAGCUAAUGCUGGUAGAAAAUUUUCUUUCCUGAAAUAUCCAUUCGUUCUGACGCCCGCUACAAAGUCCCUCGGCCUGUACUACGAGAACCGCAUCCGCAUGUACUCGGAGCGGCGCGUGUCGUUGUUGCACGCCGUAGUGGGCGCCGCGCCGCCCAUGCCCUUCCUGCGCCUCAAGGUGCGCCGCUCGCACAUCAUCGACGACGCUCUCGUCGAGCUGGAGAUGAUAGCCAUGGAGCGUGCACUGGACCUCAAGAAGCAACUAGUGGUGGAGUUUGAAGGCGAGCAGGGAGUGGAUGAAGGUGGCGUAAGCAAAGAGUUCUUCCAGUUGGUCGUCGAGCAGAUCUUUAACGCGGACUACGGAAUGUUCACGCACAGAGCCGACUCACAGACCGUCUGGUUUAACCCCACAUCGUUUGAAACGGAGGCUCAGUUCACACUCAUCGGUAUAGUUUUAGGACUAGCUAUAUAUAACAAUAUUAUAUUAGCUGUUAAUUUCCCCAUGGUCGUGUAUAGAAAGUUAAUGGGGAGAAAAGGAUCUUUCGAAGACUUGUCAGACUGGAAUAUGACUUUAUAUAAUGGUUUAAAGGACCUAUUAGAGUAUACAGGUAGUGAUUUAGAAGAGGUAUACUACCAAACGUUUAGGAUAUGUUACACAGAUGUGUUCGGUAACAACAUAUUUCACGAUCUGAAAGAGAAUGGCGAUGAUAUAUUUGUAACUCAAGAAAAUAAACAGGAAUUCGUGGACCUGUACGCAGAUUUCCUACUAAACUCGUCGGUAGAGACUCAGUUCAAGGCUUUCCGGCGUGGUUUCGCGAUGGUUACAGAUGAGAGUCAGCUCGGUGCACUAUUCCGCCCCGAGGAGGUCGAGAUGCUUGUUUGCGGAAGCAAGAACUUCGAUUUCAACGAACUAGAAAAAUCUACAGAAUAUGACGGAGGCUUCACCGCCGAAUCACAGACUGUAAAAGACUUUUGGAGCAUUGUUCACGGCUUAUCACUAGAGGAUAAGCGAAAGUUACUACAAUUUACGACCGGUUCUGACAGAGUGCCGGUGGGUGGCUUGAGCCACUUAAAGCUAGUUAUAGCCAGAAAUGGACCGGACUGCGACCGGUUACCGGCUGCUCACACUUGCUUUAAUGUCUUGCUGCUUCCCGAAUACGACAGCAAAGAGAAACUACAAGAUAGACUGAUGAAAGCGAUUAGUUACUCCAAAGGCUUCGGAUUACUUUAACUUUCGUUUAAGCCCUGAACAAAACAGUAAAUGCCUAUUGUUGUAAAGCCACUUUUUGGCGGCUAUGUAUCAUUAAUGAAUAAAGUUUGUUUUAUUUAUACAGA
Melitaea cinxia (Glanville fritillary) is the source of this 2973-nucleotide messenger RNA. RefSeq names its product ubiquitin-protein ligase E3A (gene Ube3a). Gene Ontology annotation, molecular function: ubiquitin protein ligase activity. Gene Ontology annotation, biological process: protein polyubiquitination. Bases 134 to 2869 code for a protein of 911 amino acids. The record is from RefSeq and is a predicted model, not a curated record. Lineage: Eukaryota; Metazoa; Arthropoda; Insecta; Lepidoptera; Nymphalidae. The transcript is spliced from 16 exons.